Molecule: messenger RNA, 765 nt
Organism: Syzygium oleosum
Lineage: Eukaryota; Viridiplantae; Streptophyta; Magnoliopsida; Myrtales; Myrtaceae
Product: ribosome biogenesis protein erb1
Exons: 7
Coding region: 148-495 (115 amino acids)
Cellular component (GO): cytoplasm
Molecular function (GO): protein phosphatase inhibitor activity
Source: RefSeq, a predicted model, not a curated record
UUCCUUUUUCUCCCAUCUCUAUUCAUACUAUGCCUGUCCGAUCUCUCUCGCCUUCUCUCUCCAUCUCCUCCUCUCUCUUCUGCAACUCGAUUUCGGAUCACCGUCGCAAGUGCGAGGAGAACUCGAAUUGAAUUCUCAGGUUGGAAAAUGGAGGACGGGAAGGAGCAAGAGCGUCCGAGCGCAAAUGCUCCGGCGGAUUCCGAGAAAUCCGUGCCUUCGUCCCAGGAGGAGGAAGCAGUUGUUAAGAAAAAAUAUGGAGGAAUAAUGCCCAAAAAACCACCACUCAUUUCUAAGGACCAUGAACGUGCUUAUUUUGAUUCUGCUGAUUGGGCAUUGGGAAAGCAAGGUGGUGAGAAGCCAAAAGGACCUCUUGAAGCCCUUCGUCCCAAGUUGCAGCCAACACAGCAGCAAACACGCUACCGAAAGUCUCCUUAUGCUCCUUCUGGUGAAGAUGGUGGGAAUGCUCCAACCGAGGAAGCGACUCCCCAUGAAUGAGAGGCUGCUUGUGAGGACUGUAUCACCUGCUAUUUGACGUGUAUGCAGUUUGCAAGUAAAAUUCUUGUUGCUUCCAGGAGUAAAAAGUGGGAGGGUGACGAUUUGGUGUUAGCUAAGAGAGAGGAAAUUGAUAGAGACUGCAACUCUCCAUUUGAAUUUUUCUGUUUUGGCGCUCCUAAAUUUCGUGAUUGAAAACGGUUCUCUUCUGAGUGAAGGGCUGAUUGACAUUGGAAAAGAAGAAAACGGGAGGUUUAUAUUGGGAGUUUAUUA